CCAGUGCAGAGCUCUCUGUCACACAGCUGGCCCUGCUCCCUUUCUAAGAUGUUGUUUUGGCACAACCAACCGGAGCACCUGUGGCCCAGUCCUGGGGAACUGUACCCCGGACCUCCAAGCAGCCUGCUCAGGGAGUCCCUGCCCUUGCCCUACCUGAAGCAGGAAGAGCUGCCCAACGUCCCCGGCCCGGAGCCUCCCUGCCCCGCGUUCCAGUAUGUGCUCUGUGCAGCCACCUCGCCGGCAGUGAAGCAAGGAGAGGAGACCCUCACCUACCUGAACCAGGGCCAGUCCUAUGAGGUGCAGAUGCUCUGGAACCCCAAGCUGGGUGAUGCCACCCAGUGCCCCCGGCUGCUGAAGAGCGUGGCGCGUGUGGUGUUCCAUGACCGGCGCCUGCAGUACACGGAGCAGCAACAGCUGGAUGGGUGGAGGUGGAGCCGGCCUGGGGACCGCAUCCUGGACAUCGAUGUGCCCCUGUCCGUGGGGGUGAUAGAACCCCAAGUCCUGCCCUCACAACUCAACACGGUGGAGUUUCAUUGGGACCCGACCAAGAGGACCUCCAUCUUCCUACAGGUUCACUGUAUCAGUACUGAGUUCACUCCGCGGAAAAAGGGCGGCGAGAAAGGAGUCUCCUUCCGCCUCCGGAUCGACACCUUCAAGCCCAGUGACAAGGAGCUUGCGCCCGAGCACCUGCAUUCGGCUGGCUGCCUCAUCAAGGUGUUCAAGCCCAAAGGAGCUGACCGGAAACUGAAAACUGACCGGGAGAAGAUUGAGAAACAGCCUCUGCAUGAGAGAGACAAGUAUCAGGUCGCCCGUGAGAGCACAGUCUUCGUGGAGUGUCCACCGUGGCCAGAGCCCAGUGCAGCGCCCCACUCACCUCUCAGCCCUCGCGCUCUGACCUCCCCCUACUCCUGCAAGCUCCUGUCGCCUGAGAGGCUCUGCUCCUCACCACCAUUCGCCUUGGACAGCUUGGUGGGCAGCCUAGCUGAAGAUCUGAACCCUGGAGCCUCCAUCCUAGAGACGCAGCAGUGGUUGCAUCGGCAUCGGUUCUCCGCCUACUGCCGGAUGCUGGCCAAUUUCACUGGCACGGAUCUGCUGAAGCUUACCCGCCAGGACCUUAUCCAGAUCUGCGGGGCUGCCGACGGGAUCCGCCUUUUCAAUACUCUUAGAGCCAGGCCCAUCCGUCAUCGGCUGACUUUAUAUGUGGCUCAAGAGGCUUCUAGGCAAGAGAACGAGGUUGCUGAGAACCCCGACUCAGGCUUUUAUCAAGAGAUCUCUCUGAAUGAACUUAGUGCUGUGGAGCUGAUGGGGAAACUGGCAGAGCUCUUGGCUCUCCCAGCCAAUCAGAUCCACCGCCUCUUCCACCAGGGCCCUGGGGGCAUCCUCAUUCUCCUCAAUGACCAGGUGGUUCAGAAUCUUAAGGAUGAAUCAUACUUCGUGGCUGUAGUGAAGAAAGAUGCCUGCUGUGCUACAGGCCACAGGGAGGCUUCCUAAAGAGGUGGAUUCCAGUGCAGAAUCCAGAUGGCUACUACCUGGUUCUGACCUAGGCCCAGGGGCACCCUGCUGCAAGAGGAGGCGACGGAUGCCAGCCUGGUUCUCUGGAGCUGUUGACCAGAAGCCUUGUUAAAAUCCUCAGCUGCUUCAGCGGGCUCCAGGUGAAGAGCCAAACCAUCAUGUGUCCUACCCCUGGGGAGGAGGCAAGCAGCCCCAGGCUCAUAUUUCUUUCUGCUCAGCAGCAACAGCUGUUGGAACCCAGGACACAGCCUCCCAAGCUGAGCUGAGCUGGCCAAGUGAGGCAAAAAGCCUGGCAAUAUGGAUAAGGAGCUUCUGCCCCAAACAGUGCUGCUCAACACUGAGUGCAU
Molecule: messenger RNA, 1859 nt
Organism: Equus quagga
Lineage: Eukaryota; Metazoa; Chordata; Mammalia; Perissodactyla; Equidae
Product: transcription factor CP2-like protein 1
Exons: 16
Coding region: 49-1491 (480 amino acids)
Biological process (GO): regulation of transcription by RNA polymerase II
Cellular component (GO): nucleus
Molecular function (GO): DNA-binding transcription activator activity, RNA polymerase II-specific; RNA polymerase II cis-regulatory region sequence-specific DNA binding
Source: RefSeq, a predicted model, not a curated record